Molecule: messenger RNA, 741 nt
Organism: Alternaria ventricosa
Lineage: Eukaryota; Fungi; Ascomycota; Dothideomycetes; Pleosporales; Pleosporaceae
Exons: 2
Coding region: 1-741 (246 amino acids)
Molecular function (GO): protein binding
Source: RefSeq, a predicted model, not a curated record
AUGACCCUCAAACCCAUUCCGCGCGGUACACGCAUCCUCGCGGAGGAUCCCCUCCUGAUCGUCUCAGUUGGCGACUACAUGCUCUCCGAUGUUCAGAAGGCCUUCGAUAGUCUCACCCCCUCGCAGCAGACACUCUACUAUACGCUUCACUCAAGCCAUGGCCAGGAUCCGAAGAAAUGGCCGUCGCGCAUCCAUGAAUCAGUCUCACCCCAAGAAGUACUUCGAAUCAAAGAACAACACAAAGCGCGAACCGAUCCUUCACCCAGUCUGAUCAGUAUCUUUCAGACAAAUUGUAUGGAAAUGAAUGCGGGCGCCGCAGUAUUUCCACACGCUGCCCGCUUCAACCACUCUUGCAACCCAAACGCAUGCUUCUCCUGGAACGCCUCCAUCGGCAAAGAAACCAUCCAUGUCAUGAAUCCCAUCGCCGCGGGCGAAGAGAUCACGCUAUCUUACUGCGACAUGAUCCACGACAAGUCGCUUCGCGCAUACGAGCUCAAACAUUACGGCUUCACCUGCGAUUGCCCGGCCUGCAGCGACGAUGAAGAGGACGAGACGACGUUCGGUCACCAGAGUGCAGAGCGACGAUUCCGGUUACAAGAGUUGGAACGUGAGACAAGGUUCUUCCGUGGGGCAAACCUUGAAAAAGGCGCACAGCGAGAGGACUUCGUGAAGAAGUUGUUGCAGUUGGCGGCUUUACACAAAGCUGAAGGGGACUAUACCGCCAGACUGGCAAACGUGUAA